Messenger RNA from Scatophagus argus, 905 nucleotides. RefSeq names its product SIX homeobox 9 (gene six9). The transcript is spliced from 3 exons. Bases 1 to 681 code for a protein of 226 amino acids. Gene Ontology annotation, molecular function: DNA-binding transcription factor activity, RNA polymerase II-specific; RNA polymerase II cis-regulatory region sequence-specific DNA binding. The record is from RefSeq and is a predicted model, not a curated record. Gene Ontology annotation, cellular component: transcription regulator complex; nucleus. Gene Ontology annotation, biological process: regulation of transcription by RNA polymerase II. Lineage: Eukaryota; Metazoa; Chordata; Actinopteri; Scatophagidae.
AUGAUCUUCACAGCAGAGCAGGUGGCUUGUGUGUGCGAGGUCCUUCUGCAGAGUGGCCGCAUGGACCGACUUUCCGGCUUCCUCCGCACUCUUCCUCCUCCUUCCCUCUCCUCCUCCUCCUCCCCUUCUCCUUGCCCUGGGGAGCUAGAGAGUGUGCUGAGGGCUAAAGCUGCAGUGGCCUUUCACCAGGGCCGCUUCGCCGACCUCUACGCUCUGCUGGAGGGUUUCCCCUUCUCCCCUCACAGCCAACCACUCCUGCAGCAGCUCUGGAUCAGAGCCCACUACACAGAGGCUGAGAGGCAGAGGGGCAGGCCCCUGGGAGCUGUGGGGAAGUAUCGCGUAAGGAGAAAGUUUCCUCUACCACACACCAUCUGGGACGGAGAGGAGACCAGCUACUGCUUCAAGGAGAAAUCACGGAGUAUGCUUAGGGAGUGGUACCGGCAGAAACCUUAUCCCUCUACCCGGGAGAAGAUGGAGCUUGCAACGGCCACCGGCCUGACGACCACACAGGUCAGCAACUGGUUCAAGAACCGCAGGCAGAGAGACCGAACCACGUACGUUACUGGUUUCCACAUAGCUUGCUCUGGAGGAGCCUCAGGAGACGUCUACCCUUCAUUUGACGACUUUUCACCUCCAGGCCAUCCACCUCCACCUCUCUCUCACCCACCACCUGCUCUAUGACACAUCGUUUGAUUGCCCAACGUUUUCUAACUGCUAUUGCUUGGUUGUUCCUUGUCAUUCAGAAUGACUGUUUCUUGUUGUGCUACCUCCUGUGCUUCCUGAAAGAAAAGUCUAUGUUCUGUGUCAGUAAAACAAACAAAUGAACAUGAUUUAGCAGAUACUGUCCUGUGACUUAAACAUAUGUAAAAAUAAAUAAAUAAAUAAAAAAGAGCACACAAUCAUCA